CCCUAAAGCACACAUCGUUCAUCCAGACCAGCAGCGAUGGAGGCGAGCACGAAGAAGCUCGGUCCACUGCUCCUCACCUUUUUCCUCCUCAUCUCCACCACCUUCGCCGCGCCGGCCACCGUCGCCUGCGACUGCGACAAGCCCAAGCACCCCAAGCCCUCCCACCCAGCACCCAGCACCAGGCCCUCCUACCCCAAGCCCCCCACCAAGGGCCCCAAGCCGGCUCCCAAGGGUCCCACCCACCCGCGGCCGGCGCCCAAGGUCCCCGUCCACCCGCCGAUCGUCUGCCCUCCCAAGGGCCACGUCCCUCGCCCUCGCCCUCCCGUCUACGUCCCGCCAAAGGGGCCCGUCACCGCACCUCCCGUCAUCGUCGGCCCACCCGUCGUCUACCCCACGCCGCCGGUCACCCACCCCACACCGCCGGUCACCGCUCCUCCAGUCACCUACCCCGCGCCACCGGUCACUGCUCCUCCAGUCACCUACCCCACGCCGCCCGUCAUCGCUCCUCCGGUCACCUACCCUAGCCCACCAGUCACCGCUCCACCGGUCACGUACCCGUCGCCGCCGGUGGACACGCCGUGCCCGCCGCCUCCCCCGGCGACCCCAGCAUCGCAGACGUGCCCGGUGGACUCCCUGAAGAUCGGGGCGUGCGUGGACCUGCUGGGCGGGCUGGUGCACGUGGGCCUCGGCGACCCGGUGGUGAACAAGUGCUGCCCGCUGCUGCAGGGGCUGGUGGAGCUGGAGGCGGCGGUGUGCCUCUGCACCACCAUCCGGCUCAAGCUCCUCAACAUCAACCUCGUCCUCCCGCUUGCCCUCCAGCUGCUGCUCACCUGCGGCAAGACGCCUCCCCCCGGCUACACCUGCUCCAUCUGAGGACGCAUGCAUGGAGGUCAUCGAUCGAUCGACAUGAGAGGAUGUCAUCGUCUUCGUCGUCCUUGCCUAUCAUUACCCUAUUACCCUAUUAGAUUGCUAGCGAUCGAGUAAGAAGAACAGAUCGAUCAGCUAAGGUUGGAUCGAUGAGUGCGCAUGUGCUUGUUUUCGUCGUGGUUUUUGGUGUUUUCAGUUUGGUUUGGCUAGAUCUGUGUGAGUACGCGCGACCGUGUGGUCUGAAUUAAUAAUCGGUGUGUACUGAUUAAUUAA
Messenger RNA from Lolium perenne, 1140 nucleotides. RefSeq lists its product as uncharacterized. The record is from RefSeq and is a predicted model, not a curated record. NCBI's taxonomy places the organism in Eukaryota, Viridiplantae, Streptophyta, Magnoliopsida, Poales, Poaceae.